AUGGGGAGCCUUGGGCCAGAAAACAUCCCAAUUGUCGACUUUUCGAGGUUCGACACGGAUUUGCCCAGUCUGGCCAAGGAAAUCAAAGAGAUAUGCGAGACAUGGGGCUUUCUGUACCUCAAGAACCACGGUCUGGACCAGGACAAGGUUGAUCGAAUGUUCGAUAUCAGCGAGACGUUCUUCACGACGACUCCCCUGGAGGAAAAAGCCUCGACACCGUGGAACAGUAUCUACAAUGCAGGCUACGACGCAAAGACGGGGACGGAGAAGUACAUGCACGAGAACGGGGCCAAGGACGUCGUGUCGUCGCAAGACGGCAAGGAGGUCUUUGUGAUUCGCAAGCAACAGUCGUACGACCAGCCGAUGCCGCCUGCCUUGCGCAAAUUCAACCCGGAAAUCCAGCAGUUCAUGGCCGAGACGCACGAGAAGAUUGCCGUGCGGCUGCUUGCUUGUCUGGGAGUUGGACUGGGCCUGACGAAAGACCGGCUCCCCGAAAUCCACAGGCAUGAAAGCCCGUCGUACACGACGCUGCGACUGAUUUACUACCCGGCCCUGCAGCAGGCUGAUAACGCACCGAUUCGACUGCCCUCGCAUACUGACCAGGGCGUCAUCACGAUCCUUUUCCAGAAUCAGAUCGCCGGCCUGCAGGUUCGGCCACCCAAGUACACCGGCAAGAUCUCCGAGGACGAAGUCUGGCUCGAUGCUCCUGUCAUACCGGGGGCGGUGCUGAUCAACAUCGGCGAGACCAUGACCUUUUUCUCUGGCGGCCUCAUGAAGAGCACGUUACAUCGUGUUGCGAGGAGCCCUAACGUAGAGGAUCAGGGCAAAGAUCGGUAUUCGAUGGCUUACUUCUGCCAUCCAAACCAAGAUACCUUGUUGGAAGUCAUCCAGGGCAUUGAGGGUGCCAAGAAGAGAGACACGCCUGUAUCCUGUGUGACCGGACGACAAGUAAAGACCGUCAAGGACUGGAUUGAGCAUAGACAUUCGAUGGGGAGACAGGAAGCGAUGGUAGCAAAGUGA
Exophiala spinifera is the source of this 1020-nucleotide messenger RNA. RefSeq lists its product as uncharacterized. NCBI's taxonomy places the organism in Eukaryota, Fungi, Ascomycota, Eurotiomycetes, Chaetothyriales, Herpotrichiellaceae. Bases 1 to 1020 code for a protein of 339 amino acids. The record is from RefSeq and is a predicted model, not a curated record. The transcript has a single exon. Gene Ontology annotation, molecular function: dioxygenase activity.